CCUAACCUAGUAUGACUGUCAGAUUGCGAAUAACAGUAUCAUUGCAUUGCAAAAUUUUAAAAAAUAGGUAUAUGCGGUGCAAUUUAAAAUUAUGGCUCAAGCAGUAGAUGAAUUGAUGCUUCUGGAAAGGGUGUUUCUGCGACUAGGCGCCGCGGAAACCGAUGAACAGCUGCAGAAUGUGCUUUGCAAAUUCUUGCCACCGGUACUUUUAAAGUUAUCUUCGCAACAGGGCGUGCGUAAAAAAGUUAUGGAACUGUUGAUUCAUAUAAACAAGCGAGUAAAGACACGACCCCAGGUCCAGCUGCCUGUAGAGGCACUGCUUACCCAAUACCAGGAUCCUUCGGCCACUUCUUUUGUUACAAAUUUCACUAUUAUAUACCUCAAAUUGGGUUUCCCGCGCUUGCCAAUUGAAAAACAAGCCGAGUUAGUGCCCACGGUGUUGAGCGCCCUAGAAAACAAACCCGUGUCUCACCUGGACAGUCUGCUUUUGCUACUGGUGCCCCUUUUGGGGAAAGUUAAGGUUCCGACGGAGCCCGAAAAAAUUUCCACACUGUUCGGUUUGCAUGAGAAACCGCAUAUUUCCAAGCACCUGCUUGAGAUUUUGUUGGACAUGCUCUUAUUGCCUUACAGUGCCGUGUCUUUACAAACUAACGACUCGGCGCCUGGUGUUUCAUUGCCUGUACCGGCCGGUAUGAGCGAAGCUUCUUAUAAGAGGGUUACAGCCAAUAACCCAAUGAAACCCGAGGAUUUGGAAGAAAUUAAGCUCGGAAUUGUGAAAUUCCUGGCUUAUGGUGUGUUCAAAAACGAAGACAUCUUGAUACAUUUGGUGGUGGCUGCAGCAGAUACUAGAUUCGGGGUGGCCAACUUGGCAGAUAUGGAAUUGAAAAAAGUUGUGGGAUCAGUAGAUUGGAGCUUGCCCACCAUAUCCCAGCCCCUUUUCACACUGUUCUUGGGUACAAAACCCUCCAAACCAGAACAAGUGAAAGUGCCGGCCAACACCAGGAUUAGGUUAAAGCUUCUCACUUAUUUAUGCAAAGUUACUGGCGCGGCUUUCACUUUCCCGGCCAGCAUACAAGUGAUAUUUAAUUCUUUGUACGGGGAAAACACCAAUACGAGACUUAAAACUCUCGCCUUAAACUUCACCGAUAACCUGAUAAGAUAUGCGGUUGGCGACUCGGUGGGUAAAGUAGCUCCCGUACUGCUCGCGGGUUUGCAAAAGCUUGUCAAGGAGGGGGAAGAGGUGCACCAAAGUCAGGCUUAUAUCGUUACCGGGAAGCUUGCUCAGAAGUUCCCGGAAGUAGUGUUCCACGAUGUCGGAAUACUGGAGCUCUACUUUACCAACCUGGAAACUGCCGCUCAGGAAAUGAAGAUUCAAAUACGCGAAGGCCUGUUAAGUCUAAUCCAGGCGUACAAACACGACAUCUUUAGCAAGGAAUGCGACAAGGACGGCCGCCUCGACAUACUGUUCGCCCUGGUGAAGGUUAAAAUGAACUCCCACGAACCCGUGGUGAGGUUCGUCGGCGUGCGAACCCUGGCGACUAUUUUCCCCCCAAGCCACGUGCCUUCCAAGUUUCUAUUGCUGGUUGCGACCGGCGACAGUGCCGGCGACGUGUCUUCGGAGGCCUUCAAGGCGAUUUAUGGGACGGCGAGAAAGAACGACAUAGAUUUCGCUAAGGAUGGUUCGAAAGGCGUCACGUUAUCGUUCGAGGAACUGACGAAGCACGUCGUCAACGAGGCCGACGCGAACAUGGCGGACAAAUCGAAAGUGGUGAACUUUGGCAACCACGCGUUGCCGUUUGACGUUCGCACGUACGCCGAGAUUGUGCUCUAUUUGCGCCUGUGCUUGAUCAAUACCCUAGACGUCCCGCUAACUAGGGAGGUUUUGAGGCACCCCUGCCAGUAUACGCCGAUAAUUACCAAACAUUUGCGGGACGUUUACGCCGGAAACGGCGAAAGGGCAAACGCCCUAAGCCAAUAUGGUUCUUUGUUGAGGAAGUUGCUUUUGGCCAAUCCAGCCUUAGAAAGUUUCUGUUCGACGAUCGAGUUGGUCGGCAGCGUACCUCAACUACGACUAAUGUCAAACGACUUGACGUGGAUACGCGACCAGCUGAGUUCGACGAGGGAGGAGCUUAGAGAAUGUUGCGCGGUUUUGUACGCGUUGGUACUUCCAGACUCUGAUCUGGACAUCGCCGUCGGUUCCUUGCUAAAUCAGGUGACCUCGAAAAGUUUGGAAGCGCAACAGGGAGCCUUGUUGGCCGUGGGCUCGUGUUUGGAGACGCACCUCUUGAAAAGCAGACGCGACAUCUCUAAUCAGAAGCGGGAUCUGGUCAAAAAGUUUAUCUUCGAAACGGUGCCGUUUUUGAAGCACGCCAAUCAGUUUCUGGUUGGUGCUGCCUGCACGACCUUGGGCCUCGUCGCCAGGGUUGCCGGUUUGCCGUUGGACGACGGUAAGCCGGUUAAGGUUGGCAGCCCGGACGCAAAAAAGCCGGCUAUAGAUGGCGUGACGAAGAUCGACAUCGUCGAGAGGUUGUUGGAUGUCAUGAAUAAUAACAAAUUGUCCGCAAAGGUUAGGGAAAGGGCGGCAAAGUCGUUGGGUUUGCUUUGUGUCGGGGAACGGUUUCCCCAUACCAGGGAGGUGCUGCAAGGGCUGUUGGAUACUGCCAAAGAGACCAAAGACGUGGAAGUUCAUUUUACCAUCGGCGAAUCGUUGGUAAUGUGCUGUCAGAGUGUGUGGUCGCCCGAGGCGAGGAACGGGUGGGACACGUCACCACAAGACUACGCCCCCGACGACGUCGGUCCCAUGCCCGACGACGAUCUCGAUUGGUUACUAAACGAACUGUUCUCGUUGGCCAAGCAAACGCAUCCGAAUUCGAAACAGGCGUCUUGCAUUUGGCUCCUGGCCUUAAUUAAGGGUUGCGGGGACAGGGGUCCCAUUUCUAAGCAGAUACCCGCCCUGCAGAACACCUUCAUGGAUUUCCUUUCGCAAAAUAACGACAUAGUGCAGGACGCCGCUUCCAAGGGCCUGUGCGUCCUCUACGACACAUACAAGUCUCAAGACUUGCUAACCGCCCUCGUGAAGCAACUUACCUCGGGCACUAGGAACGUCUCUCAAGUAACCAGCGAUACGAAAUUAUUCGAGGAGGGCCAAUUGGGAACCGCCCCCACAGGGGGCAACCUGACUACUUACAAGGAGCUGUGCUCGUUAGCAUCGGACUUGAACAAGCCGGACCUGAUAUAUCAGUUUAUGCACUUAGCUAAUCACAACGCUAUUUGGAAUUCGAAAAAGGGGGCGGCGUUCGGCUUCUCGAGCAUAGCCGAGAAAUGCGGGGAAGAUUUGAAAGCGCACAUGGCCGCCAUAAUUCCGAAACUAUAUCGUUACCAAUACGACCCGACGCCCGGUAUACAGGCCUCGAUGCAGAACAUAUGGCGGGUGCUCGUGUCCGAGCCACAGAAAAUGCUCGACGAGUAUUACAACGAAAUACUCAAAGACCUCCUAGAUAACCUCAAUUCCUCCCAAUACAGGGUCCGUCAGUCGUGCUGUCUCGCUUUGCAAGACUUCCUCAAGGGUUCGGCGAAUAGGUCUAUCCACGACGCGGUCGAUUCCAUGGACGAAAUAUGGACCAAGUUGUUCAGGGUGAUGGACGAUCACCACGAAGCCACCAGGUUGGCCGCCACCAAGACCACUAGAGUUUUGAGCAAGUUGUGCAUAAGGGGUUGCGACAUAAGUCAGGGCAAGGCCGGCGUUAAAAUGGUGGAAGCGAUUUUGCCGUCGUUGCUGAACGUGGGAAUCACCCAUACCGUGACGGAAAUUCGUCUAAUUAGCCUCAGUACGGUAUCUGAGCUGGUAAAUUCUGCGGGAAAGCAACUCAAACCAUUCCUGGCCAAGCUUAUUCCGGCCCUGCUUCAGGCGACGGGGGAGCUCGAGUCCGUGAAGCUGUCCUACUUGAGCACGAUGAUGGGUAAUCAGACGCACAUGCAGGAGGCGAUAGACAACGCGAGGGCCUCGAUGGCCAAAUCGCAUUUUACCAUGGAUACAGUCUCAAAGAGUUUGCAAUAUGCUGAUAAUUCCAUUCUGGAAGAAUUGGUGCCCAAGACGAUCGACCUUAUGAAAGGAUCGGUGGGCUUGGGGACGCGAAUCGCGUGCGCUCAUUUCAUCACGAUGCUGGUGGUACAGUUGGGCAAGGACGUGCAGCCCUACGCCGGCAAGUUCCUCGCUGCACUGGUUAACGGUCUGACCGAUAGGAAUGCAGCGGUAAGGAAGCACUACGCUUCCGCCAUUGGUCACCUGGUGGGUUCCGCCAGGGAGUCCAGUUUGGAGAAACUGUUCGAUAAACUGCGAGAUUGGUACCUGGAGAGAGAAGAUGACACGAUCCGAUCCGCCUGCGCCCAGACGGUCCAAUCGAUAGGCAUUCACAACCAGGAGGUGUUGAAGGCGCAUUCGGAAGUGAUCCUGCCGCUGGUGUUCUUCGCGAUGCACGCGGAGAAAACGUCAGAGACCGAGAACACUUUGGACACGUGGACCGAGAUCUGGUCGGAACAUAGUCCCGGGACCGAGGCCGGGAUCAGGCAGCACAUCGGCAGGAUAUGCGAGGUGCUGAGGAACGGGCUGGAAUCUGCGUCGUGGACGACCAAAGCUCAGGCUGCGAACGCGGUCGCUACGGUGGCAAACAAGUUGGGUACCGGCAUGGAAUCGGAGCACCGCAACGCCCUCUUGAAAAUACUGCUGACCGGACUGUCAGGCCGCACGUGGAGCGGUAAAGAUAAGCUGCUGAAGGCGCUGACUAGUAUUUGCUCGAAUUGCAAGGACGCGAUAAAAGCGGACAACGAGGUGAACCCGUCGGAGAUAGUGGACGCCAUAUUGAAGGAGAGCAAGAAGGACGAGAUUCUGUAUAAGAAAAGCGCCCUCGAAUGUCUGGGCGAGGUGUUGACCUCGUUCGAAAUGGACGCGUUCGAACGGGUCUACCAUAUCAUCCAGCCGGUGCUGAGCAGGGUGGACGUUAAACCGGAAGAAGACGACCCGGGGGCAGAAGAAACGUCCAAGUACCGCGAGAACUUUAUCAGACUGAAGGAAACCAGUUACGAAACGUUGGGCAAGGCGUGGCCCGCGAACGGGACCGACACCCAGGAGAAAUAUGGCGGCAUGUUCGCGGACCAUAUCAGGGACACCUUGCCUUGCGUCACCAGGACCGUGCAAGUCAGUAUGAUGUCCGCGUUGUACGGUUUCGUCGACAAGUUGAUACUGCUGAAGAAAGAUGGCGGUCUAACGAGCGGCGAGACGAAACGUCUGGCCGACAUCGAGGACGCCAUUUUGGAAGCGGUGAAGUAUUCGUUGAGCAUCUCGAAGCACACGAAAAUGAAGAAGGAGGCGCUGAACGUCGUGUUCUGUCUGUGCACGAGGUUGAAGGACAAACGGCUAGACGUCGAACUCGGUCGUUUGAGGGAGACGUUCGACGCGGCGUUGCCGGAUUUGGAAAACGACAGGCAGCCGGAAAUCAGGUCCCGCGUUACCGAUAUCAAGAAAUUGCUGAACUGAGACGUUUCGUUUGUCGCAAAUGGAAGUUUUUUUUAAAGUAUUUUUCUUAUUUUCGAUACGAUUGUGAUUUUACGUGGCGCCGCGACGCGUCCGACGCCCGAACGGGUUUUAUCGAAAUAAAUAUCGUUUUCGCUCGGU
Molecule: messenger RNA, 5671 nt
Organism: Cylas formicarius (sweet potato weevil)
Lineage: Eukaryota; Metazoa; Arthropoda; Insecta; Coleoptera; Brentidae
Product: proteasome adapter and scaffold protein ECM29
Exons: 26
Coding region: 92-5533 (1813 amino acids)
Biological process (GO): proteasome assembly
Cellular component (GO): cytoplasm; nucleus
Molecular function (GO): molecular adaptor activity
Source: RefSeq, a predicted model, not a curated record